UCUGAACCGCUGAGCGGAGUUAUCACACCCCCUGAGUCGCACCGCGAUCUCUGAAAGGGAGCGAAGCGGAGAAGAAGAAAAAGGGAGCGAAGGUGAUCGCGGAGAGAUCGAGUGAGAGAGAGAGCGAUGGCGGUGAUGGAGAAGCUCAAGAUAUUUGUGGUCCAAGAGCCCGUCGUCGCCGCCUCCUGCCUCAUCGCGGGAGUCGGUCUCUUCCUUCCAGCUGUGGUCAGGCCUAUAUUGGAUUCCUUCGAGACAGCCAAGCAAGUUCCACAACCUGCUUUAAGUGAUGUGGUUGCAGGUGUGACCGGCAAAAAACUGGAGUAAUCUGGAUUUGCUGUGGUGCUCAAAUGUGGCCCCUUUUUUCCCUCUUUUUUUUUUUUUGUUUAAUCUGUGAUACAUUUUGAUGACCAAUGCGAUGCGCAUCUGUUUCUCUGAUAUUUUCAUGACGUUGGGAAGUAGGCGCGGACUCUAUCUCUAUCUACUUUGGCUAAUGGGUUAUUGGCCUGCAUUGCAAUGAAAUUCCAGGUGUAGAACUGGAAAAGACUAGUUUAAAUAAAAGAAGAAUUUGACAAAACAUUGAGAAAAUUUUGUUU
This is a messenger RNA of Elaeis guineensis (African oil palm), 593 nucleotides long. RefSeq lists its product as uncharacterized. Lineage: Eukaryota; Viridiplantae; Streptophyta; Magnoliopsida; Arecales; Arecaceae. The record is from RefSeq and is a predicted model, not a curated record.